AUGGCUCGAUCCCAAGCCCAUGAGGAACGCAACCAGAUGCUGCGGGGCGGCAUGAGCUCUCUUGAAGCCGCUCUAAGCCUUACGGUACCUACUAAAGACACCGUCGUGUCCGAGACCAAGAGGCUGGGUCAAGCAGUGAGGACAGAAGAUAUCCCAGACAGCAAUGGAGCAAAGAUUCAUUGGAUAGGAGACAGCUCUGCCCCAAACGUGAUUCUUUAUUUUCACGGCGGAGGUCUCGGCAUUCCAGCUAUGCCAGGGCAUAUUGCAUUCUGGGUGGAUACGCAACAAAGACUGGCGAAGGAAGGCAAAUCGUUCUCGAUUGCUUUUGUGGAGUAUGGUCUAUCGCCUGAACAUCGAUUUCCGACGCAGUAUAAGCAGGCUGUGCAGGCCGUAAAAACGGUUCUGCAAUCUGGUCGCAAACCAUCAGAUGUCAUUGUUGGCGGCGACUCUGCCGGUGGCAACUUGGCCGUCGGUAUUCUGUCUGCAACAUUGCAUUCUCGUGCAGGAAUCCCUUCUUUGAAUCUCGACACUCCCCUGAAAGGAGCUCUCCUAAUCUCGCCUUGGGUCGACCUCUCCGUCGGUACAAGCAAAUCCUGGGUCGAAAACAAGGACAAGGACAUUAUUUCCGCAGCUAUCGUCCCUGCACUGGUCAAGAAUCUCAUUUCCGAUGACGAUCGCAAUGAAUAUACAGACCCCAUCCGCGCCGACUCGAAAUGGUGGGCUGGGGUGCCGGUUAGCUCUAUCCUUGCAUUGGCUGGGACGCACGAGAUGUUUUACGAUGAUAUCACCAAGUUCUCUCAGAAGCUCAAGGAUGGUGGGCUGAAUGUGGAGGUCGUCGACUGUCCACAGCAGGUGCAUAUUGAUUGUAUACUUGAUACUCAGUCAGGUUUGGAGCACGGCACCAUGUCUCAUGCAAUAUGGGAUUGGCUGAAGAGGGUGCUGUAG
Molecule: messenger RNA, 945 nt
Organism: Fonsecaea erecta
Lineage: Eukaryota; Fungi; Ascomycota; Eurotiomycetes; Chaetothyriales; Herpotrichiellaceae
Exons: 4
Coding region: 1-945 (314 amino acids)
Molecular function (GO): hydrolase activity
Source: RefSeq, a predicted model, not a curated record